This is a messenger RNA of Caenorhabditis remanei, 882 nucleotides long. RefSeq lists its product as uncharacterized. Bases 1 to 882 code for a protein of 293 amino acids. The transcript is spliced from 7 exons. Lineage: Eukaryota; Metazoa; Nematoda; Chromadorea; Rhabditida; Rhabditidae. The record is from RefSeq and is a predicted model, not a curated record.
AUGAAAUUCACUCUUUUGCUGUGGAUUUUGCCCAGUAUAUCUGCAUAUCUUUACUCUCUUGAGGAUGUAAAUGUCAAGUGUCCGGCUACCCCUGAAAAAGUAGAAAUACGAGCUGGCGGUCCUUUAAAUGGAUACACACAAUUUUAUGGGAUUCCAGCCGAAUCGGACGAAGACGCUUCCUUUAAUUUAAUAGAAGUUAUAAUUAACACUACCUACAACACUAAAUUGGAAUAUCCUGAAAAUGCGAAAAUCAGUUCGUUUCCAAUAGAAACAAGCGAUGUACCAAAGUCCUGUUACGCUGCCACUGAGCCGCUAAAUCUCAAGGGAGUGAUCUAUUUUGUAGAUAAAAAUUACACUGACAUGGAUGUUUAUCAAAGUAGAGGAAAUAACUAUACUGUUGAGAUCAGCAAGAACUACACGACCGUUUUCUCACGGAAGAGCACUGGAUCUACACUUGGCAGUUUUGUCACAGAUAAUGAUACUUCUUUCGAAAUCCAUUCUGGACUACCUGGCGAUAAUGACAACCUCAUCUUCCAAUAUGACUCUAGCCAAAAAGUUGAUCAACUCUACAUUGCUCAGAAUUAUUUUUAUGUUCUGAACAGUGGCAAACCUUUCAGUUUCACUGUCUCGGACAAAAUAGUGGAUCCCUCUACCACAACUUUUGGACUCAAUGGAUUCAUCAUGUCGCCUAACUUUCCAGCAGCACCACCUGACAGUUACAAAGAUCUGAAUGUCAAACUUGAGAAAAGAGAAGUUGAGAAAAUGAUAAAAGUGAAGGUGUCAGCAAUUCAAUCACCAGAUGUAGAAAAGGCUGGAGAAGAAGGCAUUGUUCUGGACGAAAAACCUUCGGUCACUGUUAAAUUCGGAAAAUUUAUCGGGUAG